Erinaceus europaeus (western European hedgehog) is the source of this 2176-nucleotide messenger RNA. It is a transcript of the gene DRC11, whose product is annotated as IQ motif containing with AAA domain 1. The transcript has 10 exons. NCBI's taxonomy places the organism in Eukaryota, Metazoa, Chordata, Mammalia, Eulipotyphla, Erinaceidae. Gene Ontology annotation, molecular function: ATP hydrolysis activity; ATP binding. Bases 764 to 1954 code for a protein of 396 amino acids. The record is from RefSeq and is a predicted model, not a curated record.
CAAGCAUGAGGUCCCGAGUUCGGUACCUGGAAGCGCAUGUGCCAGAGUGAUGUCUGGUUCUUUCUCCCUUCUAUCUUUCUCAUGAAUAAAUAAAUCUUUAAAAAAAAAAGAAAGAAAGAAAGAAAGAAAAAAGAAGAAAAAUGGCCUCCAGGAGCAGUAGAUUCAUAGUGCUGGCACCGAGCCCCAGAGACUAUCCUGGAGGGAAAAAAUAAAUAAGUGAAUAAGUGAAUAAAAUAACUUCCAAAGGAAGCAAUCAGGGUGAGUGCAGGGCCGCUGAGCCGCUGCCCCUGUGGCCGAGCCUCCCGGGUGAACGGGACAGCUGACAGCGCAGGGACCGUGCCCUCCAGCCCGACACCCUGACUGCUUGAACCUUUGCCCCUCUGUCCUGGGGCUGCUGAAGGCCUGGGGUGCCGGCCACUCACUGUGCCCAGCGCUCACUGCGGUCACCUGCACACACCCUCCCUGAGGCUCUGAAUCUUGGCCUUGCCGGUCCCGCGAGUGGGGGCAGCGAAGCAGGUGUCUCUCGUCUCCCCGUCUCUCUGUCUCUGGAGACCCACAGCUGGGUCCCUCCUCUGCGGACGCCUCGCCCCUGGGUGCCCCAGGAGCACUUCCUGUCACAUCCAUUUGGGUCACCCCCCCACCUCUGCCGGUCACCUCCCCCUGGUGCCGGUCUUCCUGGUGAGCUUUCCGUCUCCCAUGGUGCCUAGAGAAGUGGAGGCACAAGGACGAGUCCUGGAACUUCCUGCAGAGCUACGACACCGAGAUGAUCAAGGAUGAGAAGCGCCGGGAGCUGGAGGCCGAGAUCCGGGUGCAGGUGGACGAGCUUAUGAGGCAGGAGCUGAAGAACCUCAAGUUGGCUGUGAACCGGGAGCGGGAGCUGCCUCCCAGAGUCGGCAAGAAGAAGGAAGGACCUAGAAAGAAGAAGGGGAGCCGCGGGGGGAAGGACAAGGACCUGACCUCUGACCGGACCAUUGAGUCCCUGUACAGGGAGCUGGUGGAGCAGGGCCUGGUCAUCCCUCCCCUGAAGGUCAACCUGGCCGACUUCAUCGGUGACUACUGCUUCCUGGGCACGUCCCUGCGCCAGGUGUCCGUGGAGCCCAUGCCGUCCCUACUGGACGUGCGACAGCUGGUGACACUCUACGGCAUCCUGCCCCUCGGCUCGGCCACCGUGCACGAGAAGGCCCCGCUGGUGAAGUCGCUGCUGCUGGCCGGGCCGGCGGGCGUGGGCAAGAAGAUGCUGGUUCACGCCAUCUGCACCGAGACGGGCGCCAACCUCUUCAACCUGUCGGCCGCCAACAUCGCGGGCAAGUACCCGGGCAAGGUCGGCCUCCAGAUGCUGCUACACGUGGUCUUCAAGGUGGCCAGGGAACUGCAGCCCUCCGUGGUUUGGAUUGAGGACACGGAGAAGACCUUCUACAAAAGGGUGCCCAACACGGAGCGCUCGAUGGACCCCAAGCGCCUGAAGAAGCAGCUGCCCCGGGUCCUGAAGCUGCUGAACCCAGAGGACCGGGUGCUGAUCGUGGGCACCACCCGCCGGCCGUUUGACGCCGAGCUGCAGUCUUUCUGCAAAGUCUACCAGAAGAUCAUCCUGGUGCCGCGGCCCGACUACGCGUCCAGAUACGUGCUGUGGAAGGAGGUCAUCGCGCGACACCAGGGUGUGGUCACCAGCGCCCUGAACCUCAGCUGCCUGGCCAAGGUGACCGACGGCUUCACGCAGGGCGACAUCGUGCAGGUGGUGCAGAGGGUUCUCACGGAGCGGCGGCUCAGGCAGCAGGGCCGCAGGCCCCUCACGGCCGCCGAGUUCACCGCGGCGCUCACCAGCAUGGACCCCGUGUACCAGGAGGAAGAGGACUGCUUCAAGGACUGGUACGCCAAGACGCCCCUGGGAAGGAGGCGGGCCCAGGCUCUGAGCAAGAGAGCAGACCGGGAGGAAAAGGCCAGGAAGGGGCUGUGAGCCCUCGCUCUGCCGCCCUGCACCCCACACCCGCUCACCCACCUGCGCCAGACGGUCGCAUGGGACCCCGGCCCACGGCCACGCCCCGCCCUCAGGCGGCCAGGCUCCCCCAGCCCUGUCCGUGCUGGCGCCGGGCUCCCUGUGGGUGCCACUCCAGGGUUCGGGUUGGCAGCCCCUGGCCCUCUGGGUCUCACCUCAGGAAUAAAAACUGUUGUCCUCAGA